Molecule: messenger RNA, 607 nt
Organism: Papaver somniferum (opium poppy)
Lineage: Eukaryota; Viridiplantae; Streptophyta; Magnoliopsida; Ranunculales; Papaveraceae
Exons: 2
Coding region: 31-462 (143 amino acids)
Source: RefSeq, a predicted model, not a curated record
UCUCUUUCAACAAAUCAAGAAGAACAAGUGAUGGAAGAAGAUAGAGAAUUUGAUAGCGUAAGCAAGCAAAUCGAUUUCUUAUUUAACCAAUUACAAUCCCUCAAACAGAAAGCUCCAUCAUUUGAGGCAAAGUUGGAAGAAAAAAUUACAAAACUUCAGCAUAUUUCAAAAGAUCUCACAGUUGAUGCAUUGAAUAUACAAGAACCUGUGGAUAGGUGUAUUGAGAGAUAUCAAAAUCAACUUGUCAAGAUCAGAAGAGUUGGACAGUUGGUUGAAACAAAGGAUGAAACUGAUUCAGGGGAAAGAAUCACUUCUUUUGUCAAUAUUCAGAAACUCGAAGAGCUGGAGAGGAUUAAAAGUCUUGAAGAUAAGUUGAAGAAGGAAGAAGAAAAAGUGUCUGAUUUGGCGACCAAUUUGAGGAAUUGUCAAUCUACCUUGCUAGAGCUGUCAAGCCAAAUUUGACCAAUUAGCAUCCGUUGAUUUGGUUAUUCGAGUCGGGAUAAGAAUUUUGUAUAUAUAAGCUUCAUUCAUUGUUAUUGACUCAUAAGAGUACUUUGCUUUAUAUAUAUUCUUAUUGUUAUUAAUUUUUCUCCUUUCAUCAGGAUGA